AUGGAGGGUGCGUCGACCAUCGCGAGGAAGACAUGGGAGCUCGAGAACAACAUCCUCACCGUAGACCCGCCGGAUUCGGCCUCCGACAGUAUUUUCCACUACGACGACGCAGCGCAGGCCAAGGUCCAGCAGGAGAAGCCAUGGGCAAGCGACCCCAACUACUUCAAGCGCGUCCAAAUCUCGGCGCUCGCUCUCCUCAAGAUGGUUGUCCACGCUCGCUCCGGUGGCACAAUCGAGAUUAUGGGUCUUAUGCAGGGGAAAACCGACGGCGAUACGAUCAUCGUCAUGGACGCUUUCGCUUUGCCUGUCGAAGGUACCGAGACUAGGGUUAAUGCCCAGGCUGAUGCCUACGAGUACAUGGUUGAUUACUCCCAGACGAACAAGCUGGCUGGGCGGUUGGAGAACGUUGUUGGAUGGUAUCACUCUCACCCUGGGUAUGGUUGCUGGCUCUCGGGUAUCGACGUGUCAACACAGAUGCUUAACCAGCAGUAUCAGGAGCCCUUCUUGGCUGUUGUUAUCGAUCCAACAAGGACUGUUUCGGCUGGUAAGGUUGAGAUUGGGGCAUUCAGGACUUAUCCGGAGGGACAUAAGAUCUCGGAUGAUCAUGUUUCUGAGUAUCAGACUAUCCCUCUGAAUAAGAUUGAGGACUUUGGUGUACAUUGCAAGCAGUACUACUCAUUGGACAUCACUUACUUCAAGUCGUCUCUUGAUAGCCACCUUCUGGAUCUCCUUUGGAACAAGUACUGGGUGAACACUCUUUCUUCUUCCCCACUGCUGGGCAAUGGAGACUAUGUUGCCGGACAAAUUUCAGACUUGGCUGAGAAGCUUGAGCAAGCCGAGAGUCAGCUUGCUCACUCCCGGUAUGGAGGAGUACCGGCCUCUUCUCAUAGGAAAAAAGAGGAUGAGCCUCCACUCGCUAAGAUAACUCGUGAUAGUGCAAAGAUAACAGUCGAGCAGGUCCAUGGGCUAAUGUCACAGGUUAUCAAAGACAUCUUGUUCAAUUCCGCACGCCAGUCCAACAAGUCUUCCAGCGACCCUUCAGAUCCAGAGCCGAUGAUUACAUCGUGA
Microthlaspi erraticum is the source of this 1068-nucleotide messenger RNA. Lineage: Eukaryota; Viridiplantae; Streptophyta; Magnoliopsida; Brassicales; Brassicaceae. The record is from the annotation of a GenBank genome assembly.